Messenger RNA from Lactuca sativa (garden lettuce), 822 nucleotides. The record is from RefSeq and is a predicted model, not a curated record. NCBI's taxonomy places the organism in Eukaryota, Viridiplantae, Streptophyta, Magnoliopsida, Asterales, Asteraceae.
AUGACACGAGCACAAAUUCGAGCUAAGAAUGAGGUACUUAAUGUUCAUCAAGAAUAUUGUGUGUUUAACGUGUUUAUUUCGAAACUUGAACCCAAAACAGUAAAGGUUGCAUUAGAACACUUAGAUUGGGUUGAUGCAAUGCAAUCUGAAUUGACAGAAUUUGAACGAAACAAAGUUUGGAGCUUAAUUCCUAAACCAAAGGAUGUUUCAUUAAUUGGGUUUAAAUGGAUUUUUAAGAAUAAGACCGAUAAAGAAGGAUCAGUUGAUCCCACAUUAUCUCGAAAGGAAGUUGUGAAUCACCUGAUGCUUGUUCAAAUUUAUGUCGAUGAUAUAGUUUUUGAUUCAACUGACCCAUUGUUGUUAAAGGAAUUUGAGGAGCUUAUGAAAAGCAAGUUUGAAAUGAGCAUGAUGGGAAAAAUUAAUAAUUUCCUGGGUUUACAUAUUCAUCAAAGCAAGGAAGAUAUCUUCAAAAAUCAAGAAAAAUACACGUGCAACCUUCUUGAAAGAUUUGGGAUGACGAAUAGCAUAAAAUUGAAAGUACCGAUCGUAGUUGGAACACUCUUGAAUCCUUCGUUGGAAAAGCCAGCAGUGGACUUAAGGACAGUUUCGUUGGGUCUUUGGUAUCCUUCAAAGACAGGAUUCUUUGUUCAAGAUUUUUCACACGCAGACCUAGGUGGAUGUCAACUGGAUCGCAAAAGCACAAUAGGUAAUUGUCAAUUGUUGGAUGGGAAUCUUGUAAGCUGGCAAUCAAAGAAACAAACAUGUGUUUCGAUUUCUACAGCAGAAGCAGAGUAUAUGGUUGCUGCAACUUGCACUUCUUAA